Messenger RNA from Brenthis ino (lesser marbled fritillary), 5046 nucleotides. The record is from the annotation of a GenBank genome assembly. Lineage: Eukaryota; Metazoa; Arthropoda; Insecta; Lepidoptera; Nymphalidae.
AUGUUGAAUUUAAAAAUAACUAUUUAUAGUCUUAUCUCCUUUGGACUGAUUAUACUAACUAAAGGUGAUGAGUUUAAAGAAGAAAUGUUUAUUAAACCAUUACCACCAACACAUCUUUAUGUGUAUUUUAAUUUCAUAACCCUCGUCGAUGGAAGGCAGUCCUUUGAACAUUCUCAUCUUGCUCCACGUUCUUUAAAAGAAAUUAUGUUGCGCUAUCAAGUAGAAGAACUACACCUUACCUUGACUGAGGGGCAAUGGAAACAUAAUCUGUGGGGUUAUCCUGUAUUAGAUGCUGCACCUGGCGCAGAACUCUAUGCGUGGUUUUCCCCUGAGUUAAUUGAUAUUGACACACAAUGGAAAAAGCUGAGCUCAACUUUGUCUGGGCUUUUUUGUGCAUCUUUAAACUUUAUAGAAAACUUUAAUACUGUCACUCCCAAAAUGGCAUUAUGGCCAACAGGUGCUAGUAAUAUAAAACAAAACACUACUUCACAUUUGAGGUAUGCAUCACUCCCUAGAGAAAUUGUGUGCACUGAAAAUUUAACUCCAUGGAAGAAAUUAUUACCCUGUGAAUCGAGCCAUGGGCUAGCUUCUCUUCUUAAUUCAAGAAUGAUUCACAAUACAAACUAUCAUUCAAUUGGAGUACAUGUAAGAAGAAUAUGUAGUAAUAAAAACUGUUUCGAAACAGACUUAGAAAUUACACAAACUGUUGCACUUGUCUAUGACUUUAAAAUAAUCAAUAGUAUGGAUUGGUCUUUUCGAAAAUUAUUUGGACAGGGGUUACUUGGAGCAUGCCCACUUUCAUCUUCUAGUAAAAUAUAUGUGGAUAUUACUUCAAAUCAAACAUAUCCUUUUAAAUUAAGUCCUGAGCCAAAUAAUGUUGUAUUAUCACAAAGAGGUGGCAGUGAGACAGAACUGGCAAUAUACAAACUUCAUCAUAUGAUGACUGUGAACAUAGUAGCAAAAUAUGAAGCAAAGAAUAAUAUAUUUGUAAAUAUACCCCCUCCCUUAACUUUUGCUCGAUAUAUUCUUGGAUAUGGUAAAGAAUUUGGUGGAAUAGUAACUGAAUUAACAAAUAACUACUGGGCUCCUAUUGAUGUAGUUCUUUUAGAGAAUGCUCCAUGGUGGUUACCAAUACAACUAAGUUCAUUGAGAAUAAAUGGAGAAGCAGAAAGCAAUUUAAUUAUGUCACAGUAUUACUCACCUGGACGAAGUAGACAAAAACCUUAUCACUUAGAACUUCUAUUGAAGUUGCCUCCUAAAUCUACUACUACAAUUACUAUUGAUUUUGAAUUUGUUUUUCUUAAAUGGCAAGAAUAUCCUCCCGAUGCAAAUCAUGGAUUUUACAUUGGAUCUGCAUUAAUAUCAGCAAAUUUACCAACUGCAAAAAAUUACACUAGUCUACCAAUUAGUGGAAAUACAUUUGAUUCAGUCAUAAAUGCUUCAAAGCCAUGGUAUCCAAUGGUCUUUCGAACAAAUGGAGCUAUGGUAUCUUUACCAACACCUGAUUUUAGCAUGCCAUAUAAUGUUAUAUGCUUAGCAUGUACAGUUGUGGCAUUAGCAUUUGGUCCUUUAAAUAAUAUUUGUACCAAAGAAUUAAUUUUAAAAGCUGUCAAGAAUAAACAAGAAUGUUUACAAAAACCUUCGGGUAUUAAGUCGGAUGUUAUUAUUGUCCAUAACAAGACUAAUGUUGAUAUUUCCGCAGAUAAAUAUUUAUUGGAACUUGAUAAGUAUACAAGCUGUCCACGUUGUAAAUAUAAAUUCGAACGUGCUAAAAAGUUGUUAGCAAAGAUACCACGAAUUGAAAAACUUGAUACAGUUACUAUAUGUAAUCAUUGUCGGGCUGAAUUUAAAAAACCUUGUCAAGAAUGUAGUGAAAUCGUAAACACAUUUAUUACCAGUAAAAUACAAAAAAAGAAAUUAUUGAAAGAAAUACUUUUGUGGUUAUCUAAUGUGGAAAAUAUUUUAGAAAAAAAAGAGAAAUUAAGUCAUUUGCAUCGUCGAACUGGUUCUCAGUUGCAUAUAGAUAGUUUACGUCACAUUUCUGCAAGUUCAACUUCAUGUCAUCAACCUCAAAUUGGACAAUUAUUAGAAUUUGAUCAUUCGAUACAAUCGACAGUACGCCCAACAAAAAUUCAAUUUUUAAAAAAAACGGAAAUAAUUAAAGGCCAUCUGGUAACAAGAUCUGAAAGCGCAUUAUUAUAUGUUCAUGAUGAAAAGAUUAAUUAUAAUAAUAAAACAACACCGUUAACAUUUUAUCACUCUUAUGAACAUUUAGGGCAACCAAAAUCUAUAUCAAAACCAUUUCAACAAGCAAUUGAACUAGAAAAGGACACAUAUGCUAGUAAACACUUUAAACUUCAAGAUUCUUUGAAAAAAGUGGCUCGCUGUGAUCCUUUUGAAAUUAACGAACCUACUUAUGACGAUAGAAACUCUAUCAAUAAAACUUACAAAGCUGAUCGUCCUGGUAUUCUUUUACAACAGACUGAAUUGAAAUCAAUUUUAUCAAAGACUUCACUAAGAAAAGGUACAAUACACAAGUCUUCAUCCGCGCAGCAUUCAGAAAAAUCUUUACAAAAAGGUUUUAGCUAUUUUUUUAUUAAAGAAAUAUCUAAGGACAUAAGACCGAUAACAAAACGUAAAAGCUCCGCAGAAUUAAUUAGAGAUAUUCAAGACAAGCUUGAUACAAAAUUAGAAUUAGAGAAAAAGGAAAAAGAAGAAAAAGACCUGGAAAAAAUUCAAGAAGAUGAAAAAAGACGUUUACAUAAAACUGACCUUGAGAGGAAGAAACUUCAACAAUUGGAAAGCGAAAAAAAUAAAAAAGACGAAAAACGGUCGUCAGGUGGAGAGUUAAAAGAUGGGAAAAGAAUUAAAAAGAAAAUAGAAGCCAUACCUCUUAUCCCAAAACCUUCCGUUAAAGACAUCAAUGAUAAGAAUAAAAAAAAGUUAACUGACAUACCAAAAGCAAAAGAAUCUUUAAAAGUUCAAAAAGAAAAAACAGAAAGUGAAGAUAAAAUGCAAGCUGAUAAAGACCGAAAACUAAAAGAAAACCAAGAAAAGGGAGAUAAAAUGCAAGCUGAAAAGGAAAGAAAACUUAAAGAAAAAGAAGACAAAAUGCAAGCUGAGAAAGAGCGAAAACUAAGAGAACAACAAGAAAAAGAGGAAAAAACGCAAGCUGAUAAAGAAAGAAAGCUUAAAGAAAAAGAAGAAAAAGAAAAUCUCAAGAAAGAUAAAGAGGAGGGGUUAAGGAAGAAAAAAGAAGAAAGACAAAGACAAUACGAAGAAGAACUGCGCAAAAACAAAGAUGAAGAAAAAUUUGAUAAACGCCAAACAGAUAAAAAUGAUACUUAUGCACAGGAAUUAAAUAGAAUGAUUGCAGAACAAGUUAAGCAAAAAGAAAAAGAAUCUAAAAUCAAAUCUCAAAAAGAACAGACAAAGAAAGAAAUAGCGGUAGAAAAUAAACCUAUUGAAGAUAAUCAAGACGGAAAAAUUGCAUCUAAAACAACAAAAGAACCUCCGCCUGAAAAGCAAGACUCAAAAUCCCAAAAAGGCGUAACUGAACCCAAAUCAAAAGGAAUAAAUAUGAAUCAAAUUAAAGUCAGAACACCAUCACUUGAUGAUUUGAUAUUGCAGCUUGUUAAACUAAAACAGUCCGAUCCAGAUAAAGAAAAGAAGCCCCGGCCAAAGCGUUUGUCCGAACUUAAUAUCCCUUCUGUAACAAUAAACGCUCAUAAGGGCCAUAAAAAUAAAAAAGAACCUGAAUGUAUUAUUUGUAAUGACUCCGAAUUAGAACUUGAUAUAGAGAAUAUUGUUUUAAAUACCACUCAAAGUGAAAAAAUAAAUGAUAUUAUUGUAGGGGAAAAUAUAUUGAAAUGUAAACCUCGUAAAGAAAAAGAAGUUGAAGAGAUAGGUAUAGCUCCCUUAUUUUUUAAGUCUACCUUUAAGGAUGAUGGUAUAGUAAAUGUUCCAAAACAAGAAAGUCCGAAGUAUGUGACUGAAACACAAGAAAGCAAACCAUAUCCCGUUUUAAUGCCGAGCAAACAUAUGAACGUAUAUCGCAUGCGACCUGCGCAUCCUGAAUUUGAUUGGUUUGAACAUAACAAAAAUAAAAAGUUAAUGCUCUACGAUACUGGUGAAAAAUUGGCUGAAUUUGAUGAGAAUGGUCGUGGAAGAUGGUUUUAUAGGAACGGAAGAUUGGCUCUCGAUUACUACGACGCAGAAGAAAUAAAUGCGCAACAACGCUUUGUAAUAUAUAGUAGCGGAGAUCCUGAUGAGAGAGGUCGAUCUCGACCUUUAGCUAUUCUUGCAACUUUUGACUAUCUUGGAAACGGCAUAGUAUUUGAUCACGCAGAAGGUGUAAUCCUAGAUAGAAGUAUUGGUCCUGUCUCUCACUGGAAGUGGCAUACUCUUAAUGAUCCACCAGUUUUGCAACAGGUUAUGAUUGAUACACAAAUGGCACAUAAGGAUCCGGAAAUACUAAAACUUGGUGGACCAACUGAAGAUAAGGCACGAUCAGAUAAUGAAGAGAUGUUAGCAAUUGAGUUUGAUAACUUUAUCAAGGAGAAGAGUAAAAAAUUAUCUCAAAAAUUUAAACCAUUUCAAAUCAAAAUGAAGGCAUUGAAAAUAAAUGAACAUUUUUCUCUUAAAGUUUUGGACCAAGCCACUGUGUAUUUAAUAUUUAGAGAUGGGACCACUAAUUUAAAAAUAAACAUAGGAAUGGUUCUUGAUCAUCAAGAAAUAGUUGAUACUGAUACUGCUGAAGUAGGAGAGGUUUCUAAUAGCUUAGAGCGAUUUCCUGCACGCACAGAUAGUUUAGCAGGUCUUCAAAGAAGCGUAGCAUAUGCCCAACGCGUUGAAAGAGCUCGAGUCGAACGCGAUCGUCGGCUUCGACCUAUAGAACCUCGUUCUAGUACAGAUAGACUUACUGCUGCGACCUCGCGCCCACUGCGUCCUCCUUUACGUGUUUGUGAUACGAGUUCUACAGCCCUAUCGGCUAAUAGGUGCAGGAAACCAGCAACUUGCAAUUUAUAUUAUGAUACUAGACUUUCU